GCUUUUCGCGUCGGGAAGGAGGAGUUCCAGCCUGGUUUUGACUGAUUGACUGACUUUUGCCGAGUUUCUUGAAAAGAAGUCUCGCAGGCAACUCGCCAUUCGGAGCCCAAGGAGUCGAGUCCCAAAUACGAGAAGGCGAGAAAGUAAGUUGUGGAGACGGACUUACCGCAGCCAAGCCGACGCCGUGGACAGACUCACGGGAAGGGCAGACGGCGGGACGGAGCUCGUACGUUACUGAUAUGACCGCUGCCGCGGGGCGAGGUCUUAUAUAUCAUGAGGAGAGCAGAUCAGAACGGGCCGCUGGGGAAUCUUGCUCGAGACCGUGCUCGCUGUGAAGCCGAGCCGAGAACAUUUGCAAUCAUCCCAUCGGUGCGUCUCACGCCAGCUCGCUGCCUGAUGCAAUCGCGCUACACGAGAUUCGGCUGUCAGUCUUCUUUCUCUCUCUCUUCAUUGGUGAGCAUGCGAACGAGGGUUCAGGCAAAGGGGGCCAGUUUCUCAUGAAUGUGUCGCAUCGCGAGAAGUAUAAGGCUUUCGUUCUUGAAUUGCUACCUACCCGGGCCUUGUUCUCUUCGGUGUGUACCUGGGAUUUAAUGCUUCAUUUCAAUCACUGAAAAACGAGUGAUUGCGCCGGCCUUGGUCGCGUAUAUGAUCUGGUGCUAGCACUCUGCACUUGUCUCAGCAAGCAAUGGCGCCGAGGCUGGACCUCGACGGACGGUGCAUCCAACCUCUAAAGAUUUGCAUCAUAGGCGCUGGUGGUUUUAUAGGAUCCCACCUGUGUGAGGCUCUCUUGUGGAACACGGAACAUAGUAUUAUCGCUGUGGAUAUCUUUUGUGACAAGAUUCAACAUCUCCUGAGCCCGGGCGAAGAAUGGAGCAAUCGCAUUGAUUUCUUCAUGAUCAAUAUCAAGCAUGAUCCUCAGACUGAAAAGUUGAUCAAGAUAUCUGAUGUGGUAAUCAAUUUGGCCGCCAUCUGCACACCGGCAGACUACAACACACGUCCUCUAGAUACAAUAUACAGUAACUUCAUUGACGCUUUGCCGGUGGUACGGUUCUGUAGAGAUUACAAAAAACGACUGAUUCACUUCUCGACUUGCGAAGUAUAUGGGAAGACGAUAGGUAGCUUCCUUCCAAAGAAUGAUCCUCUUCGUCAGCAUCCAAACUUUUACGUUUUGAAGGAGGAUGAGUCUCCUUGCAUUUUUGGUUCCAUCGAUAAGCAGAGAUGGUCAUAUGGUUGCGCAAAGCAAUUGUUGGAACGACUCGUAUAUGCGGAAGGAGCUGAAAACGAUUUAAAAUUUACUAUCGUCAGGCCAUUUAAUUGGAUUGGACCUCGCAUGGAUUUUAUCCCUGGAGUUGAUGGACCUAGUCACGCAGUGCCGAGAGUUCUUGCGUGCUUUAGUAUGGCGUUAAUGAAGGAAGAACCUCUGAAGCUCGUUGACGGCGGAAAGGCGCAGCGCACAUUUUGUUAUAUCAAGGAUGCAAUUGACGCAGUUCUUCGUAUUAUUGAAAACCCCGACAGAGCCAACAUGCGAAUAUUCAAUGUCGGCAAUCCCAUGAAUGAAGCAAGUGUGAAAGAGCUUGCCGAGAUCAUGACAGACGUGUAUUGCAAGAUCAGCGGAAAAAGCAAGCCGAACAUGACUACUGUUGACAUAUCAUCCAAGGAGUUUUACGGUGAAGGUUAUGAAGACAGCGAUAGGCGAAUUCCAGAUAUGAAACUGGUGACCACUGAACUGGAGUGGCAACCUACUACUUCUCUGCACGAUCUUUUGGAGUUCACUCUUGUGUAUCAACACAAGACAUAUUCGCAGGCAGUACGAGAAUGUAUCUCCAAGAAACUUUCAACAAGUGACUUGUAAGCGCAAUUGUGGAUGGUGCAAUCCUCGCAUCGCAUUACCUCUCCAUUGAUUUUUCAACUCUGAAGAGAGACAUGUUAUCAUGCCAUUGUUAAGAUACUUAACACUCGAAAUUCUUAUUACUUGAUAUACUAGAGCUCAAUGAUGAAACCUGUGUAUUAUGCUCUGCAAAGUUGGUUUGAAAGUCCUGAUUUCUUCGUCGGUCUUUGAUGCACUAUCCACCUUUUGACACUAUGCCGAUAACUGAUUUAAUAAAAUUG
Messenger RNA from Marchantia polymorpha subsp. ruderalis, 2109 nucleotides. The record is from the annotation of a GenBank genome assembly. NCBI's taxonomy places the organism in Eukaryota, Viridiplantae, Streptophyta, Marchantiopsida, Marchantiales, Marchantiaceae.